Molecule: messenger RNA, 2073 nt
Organism: Megachile rotundata (alfalfa leafcutting bee)
Lineage: Eukaryota; Metazoa; Arthropoda; Insecta; Hymenoptera; Megachilidae
Source: RefSeq, a predicted model, not a curated record
AUGAAAUUCGCUCUCGCCCUCGUAGCCGUUAUGGCUUGUGUCAGCCCCAUGCAGGCUUACAACGUGCCCCGCACCGGAUCCGGUGCCCUGGCUGACGACGUCCAAGAUUUCGUCAACCUCAUCCCAACGGACAAAAUCGUUACAAUUCUCUUCGAUUACAUCGCCAACGACAAAGAAGUCCAGAGUCUGAUCAACUACGUGCACACCCCGAUCUUCGUCCAGCUGGUCAGCGAGAUCGAGGCCAUGCCCGAGGUCCAGAGCCUGAUGAACUACAUGCAAAGCGCUGGUCUUGAUAUCUACUACUUGGUGAACAAGGUUAACAAGUACCUGGGUCUGAAACAAUUGACACCAACCAACACUGAAAUGUUGAGAGCCGCCGGUGGAAUCCGCGGAAUGCUCGACGAGAUCGAGGCUCUCAUACCCAUGGAGAAGGUCAAGGCGCUGCACCAACAGAAGAUGGCCUCGUCCAAAGUGUGGGCCGAUUUCGUCGCCAAAUUAAAGUCGCCCGAAUUCCAGAAUGUUGCCGAUAAACUGUGCGCUAACGCAACCUUCAAAGACCUGUUGCACAAAGCCAAGGAAGCCCAAGUAAACGUUGAAGGUGUGAUCGUUGUAAUCGAGAGCGGAUUGGGCGUCAAAAUUAACUGCAGACCACUUCAAUCUCCUACAGCAAACAAGAUGAAAUUCACCCUGGUAGCACUCUCCGCCGUGGUUGCCUUCGCAACCGUCAACUGCCACCAUGUUCCCUACGCCGGGAACGAACUGUCCAAGGACAUCCACGACUUCAUCGACUUGAUCGACAUGGACAAGAUCAUCACCAUCAUCUCCGGAUACUUGGAUGACGACCAGGUUGUUGAAGCCCUUAAGUACAUGCGCAGCGAAGAAUUCCACGUUCUGGUCCGCAAGGUCGAAGCCUUGAAAGCUUACCAGAAUCUGAUCAUCUACCUUCACGACGCUGGUCUGGACAUCUAUGGCCUUCUCCAGAAAGUGCACAAACUCUUCGGCAUGGAGGACUUCGUUCCACCAACCGGCUUCCGCGCCUACGCUAACCGCGGUGGUGUCAAGGGUAUGGUCGACGAUGUGAUCGCUGCACUCCCCUUCGACAAAUUCAGGGCUCUGUACAAAGAAAAGAUGCAAACCUCCCCAGUCUUCAAGAGCUUCGUCGAGAAACUCGACUCCCAGGAAUUCCAGGAGAUCGUUGACCUCAUCUACAAAGAACCCAUCUUCCUAGAAAUGAGAAAGAAGGCUAUGGAAAACGGUUUGGACCUUGACAUCGCCAGAAAAAUCUUCGAAGAAAUCGGCAUCAAGCUCCCCCGCCCAAGCGGAUUAUACGAUGGUUUCGCACUAGUACAGCAACGCUCUAAAUCGACGAAAAUGAAUCCACACAUCAUGAUCGCGAGCGUGAUGGCCACCGCUUCCGUCGCUCUUAUCGGAUUUCUAGCCUACAAAAUCGGAUUCCGAUCGAACGAUCCAUUGAACUCGCCAUCUUUGAACGACGACAGCUCUCUCGAGGAAGAUUUCAAAGAUAUCCUAGCGUUCGUGCCGUUUAACGAGGUGAAGGAGAUCAUCGAGAAAUAUAUGAAGUACGAUGCUCAGAUCGGGGACACGGCGAGCUUCGUGAACGAUCAGAAGAGAUUCAUCGUGCGGGAGUUUCAGCGAAUGCCUCAAUUUAACAAGUUGAUUCUCUCUUUACGCGAAGACGGCCUGGACGUCGAUUCCUGGCACGAAAAAGUCCGAAGUUUCUGGAAGACGACGCCCAGGUUCGUCAGGAACGACCCCGGCAUCGCGAAAGGCGGCUUGACCGUGAUGAUCAACAAUAUCUUGAAGAGUAUACCGUUGGACGAACUCCACGAGUUUCUCUUACAAAAAGUGAAAUACUCCCGAAGUUUUCGCAGAUUUUUGCAGAUACUCAAAUCCAAGGAUUUCGCGGAGUUCUGCAACGCUGUCGAGAACAACGACGUGCUGCAUCAUCAUUAUUUUUGGGCUAAAGAGAGCGGCUUGGAAAUCACGUUCGCCAUCGAGCUGUUUAGCGAACUACACGAAUACUUCACACAGACUUUGCUUUUGCAGGUUUAA